Molecule: messenger RNA, 2442 nt
Organism: Sordaria macrospora k-hell
Lineage: Eukaryota; Fungi; Ascomycota; Sordariomycetes; Sordariales; Sordariaceae
Source: RefSeq, a predicted model, not a curated record
AUGGCUUCAACAACAACAACACCAACAACGGGAGACCGCAUCAAAAAGUUCCUCGGUAUUCCUGUCGACGAAAAGCUCGACGACACAGAAUACUACAACGAUGGCUCAUUUGUCGAGUCGGAACCAACCACCCAGGACUUCCUCAACGAAAUCCGUCCCACCGUUCGAGGCACACUCAACUACCUCAGAGAAUUAUUUCCCUUUAUCAACUGGAUCUUCCAUUAUAACCUGACAUGGCUGUUGGGUGAUUUCAUUGCGGGAGUCACGGUUGGCUUUGUCGUGGUGCCGCAAGGCAUGGCAUACGCAAAACUCGCCAAUCUUGACCCAGAGUUUGGUCUUUACACCUCUUUCGUCGGUUUCCUGCUAUACUGGGCUUUUGCUACGUCAAAAGACAUCACAAUUGGUGCAGUCGCUGUGAUGUCCACCAUCGUCGGAAACAUCAUCACAGAAGUCCAGAAGGAACACCCAGACUUUGUCGCUGGCGAUAUUGCACGAACACUAGCCUUCAUCUGUGGAGCAGUGCUACUCUUCCUUGGCCUCAUCAGAUUUGGAUUCAUCGUCGAGUUCAUCCCCAUUGUGGCUAUCUCGGCGUUCAUGACUGGCUCAGCGAUUUCCAUUGCCUCGGGACAGGUAUCGACACUCAUGGGCAUUCCCAAUAUCAACUCCCGCGAGGAAACCUAUAAGGUCAUCAUCAACACCCUAAAGGGGCUUCCUAACACAAAAUUAGAUGCCGCCAUGGGCUUGAGCGCACUCUUUGGGCUUUACUUCAUCCGUUGGUUCUGCACCCAAUUGGGCAAGAGAUACCCCCGUCAGCAGAGGACUUGGUUCUUCGUCUCCACCCUUCGCAUGGUCUUUAUCAUCAUUCUCUACAUUCUCGUCAGUUUUCUCGUCAACCGCCACGUCAAGGAUCCGAAGAAGGCCCAUUUCAAGAUUCUUGGGCAUGUCCCAAGUGGCUUUCAACACAAGGGAGCUCCCCGUCUCGAUAACGAAAUACUCUCUGCCAUCAGUGGCCACAUUCCGACCACGAUCCUCGUUCUGCUCAUCGAACACAUCGCCAUAUCCAAAUCGUUCGGUCGCGUCAACAACUACAUCAUCAACCCAUCCCAGGAACUCGUCGCCAUCGGCUUCACUAACCUCCUCGGCCCUUUCCUCGGCGGCUACCCGGCUACCGGAUCUUUCUCCAGAACCGCCAUCAAGGCCAAAGCCGGUGUCCGCACGCCUCUUGCCGGUAUCUUCACCGCCGUCCUCGUCCUGCUCGCCCUCUAUGCUCUCACCUCCGUCUUCUUCUACAUCCCCAACAGUGCCCUGGCCGCCAUGAUCAUCCACGCCGGAAGUGUACAAGUUCUGGCUGACCUCGCCGCUCGAGGUGAUCAUUUUUUUGCCGGCGUCUUCGUCUCCAUCUUUACUUCAAUCGAAAACGGUAUCUACGUGACCGUCGCCGCCUCCGGUGCCAUUCUGCUCUGGCGCAUCGCCAAGAGCCCCGGCAAGUUCCUCGGCCAGACCGAGAUCUACACGGCACAUCGCGAGCUGGUGCGCGGCGGCGGCAAGGACGCGGGACUCACGCAGAGCCUGCUGCAAAAGUCGGAGCACCACACCGCCUUCUUGUCGCUCGACAGAGACGACCUCUCCAACCCCGAACUCCAGAUCUCGACUCCCUGGCCUGGUGUCUUCGUGUAUCGCUUCGGUGAAGGCCUGAACUAUGUCAACUCGGCGAAACACCUCGACAACCUGACCAUCCACGUCUUCAGGCACACGCGCCGGACGGAGCUGAACAAGUUCGAGAAGCUUGGUGACCGACCGUGGAACGACCCCGGCCCCCGCCGCGGCCAAGCCUUCCUCACCGACGAGCUCGUCGCCCGCCCGACCCUGCGCGCCAUCAUCCUCGACUUCUCCGCCGUCAAUUGCAUCGACGUGACCGCCGCCCAAGCGCUCGCAGACCUGCGCAACCAGUUCGACCGCUACGCCCACCCGGACAAGGUCGAGUGGCACUUUGCUGGGGUAUCCAACCGGUGGACCAAGCGCGCCCUGGUAGCUUCUGGAUUCGGUGUCGACUCGUCGAGGACGCCGAGGGUGCAAAGCGAAAACUACAAGGGCGAUGUUGAGGAGGUGGAACAGGGCCCGUUGAUUGCUAUUGGCCCUGCUGGCGGUUCGGCAACUGAUAUUGAGGCGGUAGUGGUUGGAACAAGUGGUGCGAGUAGUACGGAUGAAAAGAGGCCUGAGGGUUCUUCGGGUGGUGAUGCGGAGAAGGGUAACGCUAAUGGGGAGGAUAUUGCAGCGGUGCCGACUGCGAGCAGUGCGGGCGCUGGUGCGUUGGCGAGGACCACCGCAGGGAAGAAGCUGGUGCCGGUGUUUGGGAUUAACAGGCCGUUCUUCCACAUUGAUGUGGCGACUGCUUUGAAGAGCGCGGUAAGGAAUACUGGCGUGGUAGUUGCCGAUGAGUAA